AUGACGACACCAGCAGUGCGAAGGUCUCGCCGUGGACCAAAACCAAGACGAUCCUUCGGUGCAGACGCAGAAAUGGUCGGUCCAGCCGCUGCGACUACUGCUAGUAUUAAGCAUCCUAUCCAAGGCAACAACACUGAAGCGCUGACCGUGGAAUCUCACACAAAGUCUACUACUGAGGUCACAGGCAAUGGCAGUAAGCGCGGUGUUGUUGUCAGUCCUGAUGUGAGUGCUGCUUCAAGCAAUGCAAUGAAAACAUUGAAAGAAUCCACCAAUGACAUGGAAAUUGUAGAUGGAUCCAGUUCCGGUAGUACUGAUGAUGAGGAUGAGGAUGGCCAGGAAUUGAUCCGUGAUCUCAUCAAGAGGAAACGAAAGGAUCGUUCAGAGGCUUCUGACCUUGAAGAAGAAGGAGAAUCAGAUGCGGAUUUGUUACACCAAUCCUACAGUUUCAGCCCUGAUGAUUUCAGUGACGACGACGAGAGAGAUGACGAGUUGAUCCUUGAUCUAGUCGAACGAAAGAGAAACAUGAAUCAAAGCUCCGUACAUGUAGUAGCGUCCACUCCAAGAACAAGGAACAAGAGCAAAAUGAUUUCCAACGUGGUCACUCCAACUCCCUCGGAGCAUCAGCAAACCAAGCACCUGGACCUGGCAGCCAAGGAAGAGGAUGAUGGCUACAACACCAGUGACAUGGAGGAGGAAGCAAGUCGGAGUGACGACGACGAAGAGUUCUUGAGUAACCUAGAGAAAGACGAGAAGAAAACGUCUGUUCCUGUGACCCCGAGCCCCGCCAAAAAGAAGAAACCUAGUAGUCCAGCAAAGAAGACGCCAUCGGACAGAAACAAAAAGAAGACUCCCACCAAGCGUGCUCCCAGCCAGAAGGACAAGAAGAAGCUAAACCCCCGCAGCAUUGCGGUUCGGGGAUUGCCUCGUGGAUCUCUCGGAAAAUGCCCCAUCAGUGGGUUCACCAUUCGGACGCUGGAUGGAAUCAAACCCUUUGUAGCCGCAUCGUGUGAUUGGAGUUUGCCGGGGCGUCUCUUGGUGGUGGCGGCUCCGGAUCCCCCAUCUCUGCAAAAUGCCGUCGGCAAGACGUUUGAUUCCGCCCAAGAUCUCCAUCAACACCUUCAAAAGAUCGUCACUGAUGAGGAACGCAUUCUCGUCCCCAAGGCAACCUAUGAUAUGGAGGCAGUCGCCGAUCCAACGUUUACGUCGUGGGAAUUUGCCAAGGCGAGACUCAAUGCGGCAGGAUUGAUUCCGGAUGGUAACGAAAUAAUCGAGCAAGAAGAAGACAACAAUCAAAAGAGGAAAAGCAAUAACCUACAGAAGGGGCCCAUUGUGGUGGUCAUCCAGUGGGACGGCAACGCCAAAGUGACGGCAUCGGUUUGUCAUUACACCGACAUGCUGGAUGCCAACAACAAAAGCGUGGAGGCUCUGCAAUGGGCCAUUAUUGAAAACGGAGAAGGACGCGAGCUGCCGCCGGUGCUAGUGGGAGCCCCCGAAUCCCUCAUCCAUCAUCAACAAUCCGAUCUGGGUGACGACGAGGGCGAGGGUGACGACGACGACACGAUUGCCGUUGACACUGGCAAGAACUUGAUCCCGACACCCUCCAAACAGGUUGUCAAUAUCAAACUACCAGCUUCCCUGCUGGAGAAAUCCAUUCGACGGGCUGCCGGGUCCACGCAGCAGGGCGGCAUUUGUACCAUUGCGCCGCUACUGGAUGCCUCGGCGUCUCUAUUACUGCGGCGACGCGCUCACAACAACAAUAACAACAACCAGCAUCCUCUGCCAGGAUCCACCCUGGCAUUUCUCAAGACAGUCUGGGGCUGCAUGCUGGUCGAUGCCGCUCCCUUUGAUGACGCGGACGAUUGUCUAGGUCUACCUGGUUUGCUCGUGCUGUCGCUCGUGGCAAAGGCCAAUCCAGACUGGACGCUCCCGCCACCCUUGAAUCGGUUGUCUGUUGCGGCCGCUAUCCGAGCUGCGACCGCUCCAUCAAAUCAAUGGGUGGGGUUUGUGAAACGGCGCGAGGACUGGUGGCAGUUGGAAGACAUGCCAGCAACAAAAGAUACAGAGGACGAAUUGGAUUCUCCCCGUGCGGUUCUUCUCCGCAAUGUUCUUCGUGCCACCCAAGUUGCUGUGGGAGGACGAGUUGCAUGGGGCAAGUGGAACAGCUUUGUCGGUGACACUUCGGCGGGUGCAGCCAUUGCGUACUUGAACGAUGACGACUGGGAUGGAUCGGUUCUUCCACCUGCUCCGGGUCCUAGUAUCAGUGGUGAAGAUGAAAGCAAGAUUCUGGCGGCUUGGGAACAAGGCCGUAGUCCAUCCAUUCCGCCCGAACUUCGCCUGAAGAAGCUAGAUCACGAGUGUCGGUUGUCUGCAAUCGAUCCCACUGCCAUGCCGUCUACCUUGGUGCUGCUUCAGGCGUUGCUCCAACAACCUCCCACGCAUUGGAAGAAGCACAGCCUUCCUGCUUUGUCCAAACAUAUUCGAAAACUGAUCAGUAAUGUGAAUCCGAGGGAUCAAGAAAGCGUUCAGCUUUUGCGUCUGGCAACUUGGGGUACAAAGAAGCAAACAAAAUCCAAAUCACCACCACCACAAACAGCGGAUACGCCAACUGCAGCAGGCAAUACAGCGGUUGAAUCUUUUCGUGAAGUUGUAACCAACACGGGUGAGCUGUCAGAAAAAGAGGCAGAAUUGGUGGAUUGCUACGAGGCUAUUCAGAACUUGCAGCUGAAGGGUCUCUUUCAACAGCUUCAACCCACAGCGAAUCCAGCUACGGAGACAUCCUCUGCUACUAUACCAGAUGGGGUGGUUAGCUUUCCAGCGACUGUGCGUGUUCAAGCAGGAAAACCUGUGUCCGCCUUUGACGGCCGUGUGGCAUUCCUUCUUGCGUUUGCUUCCGCUGUGGAAGUCCAAGUGUCUCCUGACGGCACGGAUGGAAAGAAGGAGACUGUCAGCGCCAUGUUCUGCGGUGACCCCGACGAGCCGUUACUGGUGCAGCGAAUUGGGAAGGCCAGGAAGGAUGGAAAAGAACUGGCAGGAGGCUCCAAAUCAGGGGCAACGGCGGUGCCAUCGCUCGGUUAUGUGCAACGAACAAGGUCGAAAGAAGAAGCGAGGUUGAUGGAAGCAGCCGAGCUUGAAGUGGCAAAGUAUUGGAAAGGUGGGCUGACUAUGCCGUUGCCUCUACCUGCUUUGGGAGUGCAAUGGGAACUUGGGAGGAACAAGUCAGAAGGAGCCAAGAACGAAGACUGGGAGGAGGCUGAAAAGUCAGUGACGAGAACGGCGGAAUUUGUGGACAAUGGGAGCGGGAAGAAGACGUGGCGCUUUACGAUUGCAGGCGUUGAGGUGGAGCCCUUUGAUGCGCGCCCAGUUGUGUCGCCCUGUGCUUUGGACCUUGAUGAUCCCUCCAUUAAGCCGGUGCCUAUCGAACCAGGAUCUGGGAGGGCUCGUCUCCUACGAGUUGCGUUUUACGUGGAGGGGGCUGCUUCGGUGGAAGAAUCCCAAACCCCUUCUCACGCCGAGGCGCUGCUGGAGAGCAUGUCUGCGCUGCAUGAUCUCGCCUGUGCCUACCGACUCUCUUCCCCAGAUAGGCCCUGUGAAGGUUUGAUUUAUGACUGGCUGCCACUGACCGCACUGAGUCCAGUUCCCUCUAGGACAUGGAGAGAUGUAUUGUUGGCAAUACGGACGCGGGAACAAGACCAUGUGGUGCUGGGAAGGGGUAUUCGUCCGGAUGGGAGUGGCGCUCCCGGUGAUAUGACCGAAGGCGUUGUCCUCAGACUCUUUCAUGCAUUGGAAUCAUUAUAUCCCACCGUGCUCAAAAAGUUUGGUGCUUUCAAAUUUUCCAUACGGCCUCGAGGGGCUGCUUUCUAUCAUUUGUUGGCUUGCUUGGAACUGUUGGGUCGGGGGGAAGCGAAAAGCCAACAAAACGUCACGUCUGCCGAGUGCUCUCCCGGCCUUCUGGAGGCGGACAACAGUGGGAAGGGUUUGGCGAAGUCUGAUGUCCCCGGGAAGAAUCGAUCUGGUUCAAAUGGGCAGUCACCAAAAGAAGCAGAAUCCGCAACACCUUCGAGGAAGCGUCGAAAACGGGGCAUUGAUUCAGCCGUGAGCUCUCGUUCGCCACAACCAACGAAGCGACCGAAACGUGCUGCUGCCGCCAGUGCCAUGAAGAAGACAUCGAAUCUUUUCGCCGGUGAUCAUGGCAGGAAGACAGGCAGAGAGAAGAAGCCAACAACCCGCGAGGCAGAUAGUGAUUGCAGUGACCAUUCAGUUUGUGAUGAGGAUUUGUUGCCCAAAGAGUACCUCCCGGUUCCUAAAGUGACAACUGAACUCUGGCUGCAUCAAGAAGCAUCUGUUUCCAAAGUUGUUCAGGGUGUACAAGAAGGCAAACGAGGACAUGCGGAUGCGUCGGCAGUUGGGGCUGGUAAGACCUUGACGGCUCUGGCCACCAUUGCCCGACUUGCCCAGUGGAUUGAAGACUCUGGUGGUUCUCGUCAUGGGGUCCUUGUCAUGCUUCCCACCAAGGCCUUGAUCAAAGAGUGGCUGCUGGAAAUUGCGACCCAUACUGCCGGCUUUCAUGUCGUUGAGCAGAGAGAAGAUGGCACUCUUUUCUCAAUGACAUAUGGAAAGAAAAACCCACCGAUCGAUGGCAACUCCCUGAUCAUAUCAACCUUGGAUCGAGUGUGUAGGAAUCCUUUUCUGCGACAAUCGGCAUGGGACUUUGUCGUUAUUGAUGAGUGCCUCUCAGUGCAAAAUGCUUCGGCGAAGCGAGCUCCUUCGGCGUGGAGACAAAUUGAAGUAUCCAUGUGCGGCGUGCUGAUGCUGUCGGCUACUUUUUUCCGUUCAAAAUACGACUCGCUGUUCUACAUGAUCCGAAUGCUGAGGUCGCCACUGCCGAGGACAAUGGAAUGGCUCCCAGCCACAAUCCACGAGCAUAUCGUUUGCCAGAUUCCGGAAACCGACCGAACUUGGACUAUGGAGGCAGAAAUGGUCAAGCUGCCACCCGAGGUUCUGCGCCUAUACCGUACCAAAGUCGACACAUACGGGAGAUUGCAACUCAACGACCCUGGGAAGGUAGACGGACGGAAACUUUGGACGUCGCUGGGAAGCUUUCUUCGCACUCACUAUGAGGGCCGGGAUGGUGCACGUUAUGGACGGAAGUCUAUCAUGGGCGACGCAAUCAUCAAGGUUGCGAACAAGCUCUUGCGCAAGAAGCGGCGUCCUCUUGUUUUUGCCGAUACGGAACCUGAGGCUACGCAUCUGGUGACUGUGAUGACCAAAGCACGUAUCCCGGCUCAAAUGUGGAAAGAUGUUGCCGCAGAGCGGAUUGCAAACUCCUCCAGAGGCAAAAAUGACGCAAAGAAGAACGAAAAUGGCGUGAUUGUUGCAGUGAAGAGCAUUGAGGGGCAAGGUAUCAACAUGCAACACCACGCCGACUGCAUCAUUUGUCGACCUACAGAGGGUGACCUUCUUGAGCAAAUGAAGGGGCGUGUGGACCGGCCAGGGCAGACCGAAAAGCAGCUGCUGCUUGUUGUCAUAGUCGCGGAGCACACGAUUGAGGAAGCAAAGUUUGCAAAUAUUCGCCUCGCCGGCAACUUCUUCCGACAGUAUAUAGCCCCAGUGGCCAAGAAGUAUCGCGAGCGCGUUGACUUGGAGGCCACCUUGGCUGCUGGAGGCAAGAAGCAGCUAAAGAAGGGAACGGUGACGAAGAAAUGGAGAGAGACACUGCAAGAUGCAGGAAAUUCCGGGUCAUUUGCAAGGCUUCUCGACAAAGGUGGCAACGACAUGGACGACGAGCCCAACGAGGACAUGAUGGCUGAAGUAACAGAAGAAGAAGAUAUGAAUGGAAAGGCCAAACCCGCCGCCGCCGACGACGAAGACAAGCCUUUGAACAAGGUUCUUGUGAACAAGGGUGACCCCGUCGCCGUGAGGCAAGCCAAGGAAGAUGCGAAGAACGGUCGGGCAUCUUUGGCAGUUCGUCAAUGGCUGUUCCCGCCUAAGCCCACAGCUCAAAAGGGUUUGAAGAAAAAUGGAGAAAGGCCCCUGGCGAAAGUGUCGUUGCUGCGCUUUUCGGACACGACACCUCCCCUAAUAUUGAACCAUGAGACGGUUCAGAAAGGUGUUUCGCAUCUGAUGGCGAAGGAUGCAAAGCUCCGAGCAAUCCUCGCGCGCGUUGGAGCAGUUGCGCUGGCGAACGACGUUGGUGAGCCCAAGGACUUGUCUCAGGGUCGUUUCUUUGAUCAGUGUUUGCGUUCCAUUACUUUUACGCAGAUCUCGGUUGAAGCCGGAGAGUCUUUCAUGAGGCGGCUGGCCAUCAAGGCCGGCAUAUGCCUGGAGCGUAAGCACACGGCUGCGGGCACCUUGGACGCUUCCACGACAGCGUAUCUGGCUCCAUUCCUCGAAGGACGCUCUCGCGACGUGGUUUUCACUCAUGCACUGCUGCGUCCGCUGGUUGACGAGUGCAAGAUCAAGCAGGGAAAACGGACGGGAUGGCCGCACCUCUGUGGACCAACCCACCCAUGCGGAAUGAGAGACGACCCUCAAGUUUUUCUCAACAAGGCUCGCGAGAACAGCACCGGCAUUAGUGCUGGUUACUCCAAUACGAAGGCAAGCUUCAUCAUCUCUCUCGUGGAAGAUUUUGAAAGUGGAAAGGUUUCUGCCGAAAAGAUCUCUAAGGCUUCGGACCGCGAAGCCGCCAGGAUGCUCACGAGCCUGAGAGGCAUUGGAGAUUGGUCGGCCGGUGGCGUGCUGAUGUUUUUCCUUCGUCGUGCUGACAUUAUGUUGUAUGGGGAUCUGACGGUUAGAAACUACCUGAAUGAUCUCUACGACAUCAACCACAAUCAUGCAUCCGAGACACUCGUGGAGUCCGCCGCAGAUUUCGCGGACAACGGGGAGAACCGCAACCUGAUGGAUGCUCUUGCAAAGGAACGUGGAUGGGAGCCCUACAGAUCGGUUGUGACUCUUCUCAUGUACCAUCUUCAGGAGGAGAAUUUAAUUCUGGUGUAG
Messenger RNA from Seminavis robusta, 6993 nucleotides. The record is from the annotation of a GenBank genome assembly. Lineage: Eukaryota; Bacillariophyta; Bacillariophyceae; Naviculales; Naviculaceae.